AUGUGGGAGACAUUGCGAAAGAGAAACCUUAAUCUGUUUCUUCUUCUGUUGAUUGCUUCGCUUAUUUUCGUAGUCGUUGUACAACAAUCUAGCCUCAUUAGAAAGAUGGCAGUUCUCUAUGGUAGCCUAAUAAACGACAAAAGUGACAACAUCUUGAAGCAAAAGACAGAGGCAGCGUUGAUGUUUGACUUUAAAAAGCACGCAGACUACCGCCUACAAGUACUUCAGACAGAGAUGAGCAGUAUGGCUAAGUUGGACGUUUGUGCUAAAAUUUUAGCCAAUCCGAUAUCAUUUUGGCGGAGUCAGCUGACGUCAACAAAUUUCACAGCUGAAGUGGAUUUGCAACGUUUGUCAUUGGCUAAUAA
Molecule: messenger RNA, 365 nt
Organism: Candidula unifasciata
Lineage: Eukaryota; Metazoa; Mollusca; Gastropoda; Stylommatophora; Geomitridae
Source: the annotation of a GenBank genome assembly